UGAAUGUUCUUUGUUUACUACCGAAUGGGACGAAAAAAUAGAAUAAAAAGGUGUCCAAUCUUUCCUCACCCUACUAUAUAAUCCAAUGGAAAAAAGCAGGAGCAUGUACUUUGUCGCUAUGAUGUAUUGUUGUUUAAACAUUGUAAGGAUUUCCCCGUUAAAGGAAUUCGCUUUAAUCAGUUUGGGUAUUCGGUUCAAUGUCAAGCUACAACUUCCAAGGAUACAGAUGGCAUUUUGUGGUUUGGAGGGGGAUUUUCUAUUCCAGACCAUUAGCUUCUGUUGCCGUAAGUGCAGCAUUGAGAAUGUACUGUACUGUAACAGUCUGUAAGAUUUAAACGCCAGACGCUGCGAGAUAUAGGAUUUAUUUAUACCCGAGAGUAUUUGCUGACGGUAUAAAGUUAAAACACGAAGUCAAUUUUCUUGCUUUUUCACCCAAGCUAAAGCGCUGUGUAAUAUGAACCUGUAUUUGUUGAUAUGCUCCGUAUUUCUGGGAUACGUUGCUGAAGGACAAGCUCUCAAGUGUUGGGAAUGCAAUGAUGAAGCUUACGAUGGUAACCCGUUGGGACACAACUGCUAUGAUAAAGUGACAGCAACCAACACCUGCACUGCGGUUCAACUAUGCCUAUCUAAAUUUAUUUUGAAAGACGGUUUGCCCAUGUCGGUAAGGCGCGGAUGCGACUACAUUUCGGGCUACCAAGAGCAAGGCAAUAUUCAAUGCGAUGUUUCAAUUAAUCAAAACAUCCUUUAUCCAAACACGAAGGCAUUAACUACUUGUUACUAUUCCUGCAAUACUACCGAUAACUGCAACAACAUUUCUACCACGAAAUUGAAACCAUGUACAAAACUCUGUCCCGCGGGAAUUUCCUAUUGCGAUUAUUUGACUGGAAACUGCGUUUGCAAAACACCUGCCUAUAAAUUUCCCAACUGCCCAGCAGAACCCAGCCCUACAACAUACAGAAGCUGUGUACAAUGUAACGGUGAAACAGAUGACAACUGCCACAACAUGACGAAAUCAAGUCGAUGUUCAGGAAAUGAGACGUCACAGCCUUUCUGUUCCACCACGAAAACAAGCACUAUAACUCCAAAUGUCACCGUUGUUCGGAACAUAGUCACCAGAGGAUGCGCAUACAGUUUCACUUCUGCAUACGAGUGCUUUUUUUCAAAAGGUAGUGAUUCUUCAUUAUCAACUUACACAGAAUACACAUGCAUAUCAACAUGCGAAACAGACGGCUGCAACACGGGAAUAACGCCGGACGAAAGAAAUAAGAGGCUGUUUUGUGUGCAAUGUGACUUUGAAAAACCAGCUGAAUGCGAAACAAUGACGACUCGUACACGAUGCCCAUCUGACACGGCUGAGUACUGUGUGUCCGAGGUUGAGUAUUAUAUAUUUGAAAAUGUCGAUCGAAACUCUAAAGUUGACCCUCAAUUCAUUCUGGUUAACGUCACCCGGCGAUGCGCGACAGAAGCGGUUACAAAGCAAUGUAAAUCAACUCUGGUAAAAUCUCUCGGCGUGAAAAAGGUUAUUUGCCAGGAAAGUUGUCAAACGGACGGUUGUAACAUUGGUUGGCCCGCUCGACCACAAUGUUCUAUAUGCAAUUCACGAUCGAGUUUAAACUCUUCCGGCUCCCCUGUUAGUAACGAUGGUUACGAUAGCUGCAUCUAUAACCCACCAUCUCCAGUUCAAUGUGAAUUUCCAUACCAGCAAUACUGUGUCGCGUCACUUAAAACAAAGAAUCUGCCACCCAUCCCAAACACUGGUUACGCUCAAGAAAUGGUAAGAAGUUGUAGUCACUACAACUACGGCAACGGGUGCACUGAUGUGGGCGCUGUCAGGGGAUACGGUUAUUCCUAUUAUAACUGUAACCGAACCUGUGAAACGUACGGCUGUAAUAGUGGUUUAAUCAGUGGUUCGAUCCGAGUCACCAGUAGCGUUUACUGGCAUUUCUUUCCAGCAAUGGUGACAGUUGUAUCACAGCAGUGGACAGGCAUUCGUUUGUUCCGCAUACGUCUUUAAAAGGGAGUACAACUUUGAACGAAAACCUUUUAUUUCAAUGACAUUCUGCCCAGUGACGUUCCCACGACAGAGGGCGAAAGAGAUCUAAUAUAUUUACUUGUGUAUUCAAUGCAAUGGCUUAGCUUGUAGUUAUACUAUCCGUACACAAUGCAUUUUUGAACCACAAAUACACAAAGUAUUGUAACACCUUCGUUCUUUUAUAUAUUAGGGUGGGGAUAGAUGGGACACCUUUAACACAUAAUAUCCAAAUAUCCUGAUCAUGUUUUGAGCAAUAACAACGGUCCAUGGGAGUUGUUAGGAUACAGUUUUAUAAUUCCUUGAAUAUUCCUUCUUUACCAGCAAAUAAGACGAGAAAAUAGAAUGAAAAGUAUCCUAUCUUUCCCCACCCUACUAUAUAUAACACAUCGUAUGUAUAAACUACACCAUAAAUGGCAUACGAAUACGAAACGGUGCAAGGUACUUAAUAUUUACAUACAUAUACAUUUCAUGUAUUCUAAACGUUUCUUCCGGUGAAUGUUUCCCCAUUAAACCACAUUACUGCCUCGUGUGUUUAAA
Messenger RNA from Ciona intestinalis (vase tunicate), 2569 nucleotides. The record is from RefSeq and is a predicted model, not a curated record. NCBI's taxonomy places the organism in Eukaryota, Metazoa, Chordata, Ascidiacea, Phlebobranchia, Cionidae.